AUGAGGCAAGCUCGUGCCGAGGUUGAAAUCAUUGCAACCACCGGUAACGACGGACAGAAAAGGCGACCCUUUCAGCACGAGCUUACGUACGUUUUCAGUCGAUCCAUUUGUAACGUUUCCAAGGAAUUCUUCUAUCGAAUGACUGAGCCAGUCGGCUGGAUCGCUCUCCGACGAAAUCCGAUGAACGCAGCUGAAGUCGAAUUCGGCCGUCAUGUAAACUUUGUUCGCAUGGAUGAGUAG
Messenger RNA from Soboliphyme baturini, 240 nucleotides. NCBI's taxonomy places the organism in Eukaryota, Metazoa, Nematoda, Enoplea, Dioctophymatida, Soboliphymatidae. The record is from the annotation of a GenBank genome assembly.